UCUCGUAACAAAGAAGUUAACAAAAGUUGAAGUAAGCUUAUUUCAUUUUUACUAAUUGAACAUUUAAACUUUGAUUACCUUGCAACAUGCAGUUUUAUGAAGAAAAUAGGAGACCUGAAUCCAACCGGAAGUUCCUUAUUAAGCAAGUAGAAGAACAGUCGGACUGGUGUGAUGUCACACUGAGAAUUGGACCAUGGGAGAAGAAAUUUCAUGGCUGUGUUCUGGUUGCCAGUCCGUUCUUUGAUCAGAUACUGAAGAGUAAUUUUUUAGAGAAACAGACAGGAAAGAUUGAAAUGGCAAUAGGUACACCGGUCACCUUGGAAAUGGCAGUUAUGUUUCUGUAUGGAAGGAAACCUUUGUUUACAGAAGAGAAUAUCGAGCAAAUGAUGGAUUUGGCAGAGUUUCUCCUUAUUCCAAACUUGAAGGCAGCAUGCGUACAUUGGAUUACUAGGUUAAACAUCACGGAGGGCAAUUGUAUCAAUAUUAUACAGCUUUCAAGCCUUUAUGACCUUUACAUUCCUGAAUGUGAAGAAUAUUUUGAAGGACAUUGCUCGAAACGCUUCAACACAAUCAGUCGCUUAACUUAACAAAAGAAUCUGUCCAGGCACUAUUUUUGGAUCCGAAACUCUCGUAUGUACCCAUGGAUUUAAAGAUAAACUUUCUAGUUAGAUGGGCAAAUGCUUAUCCUGAAAGCAGGAUGAACGACGUAUUUAAAGGACUAUUGGAAACAACGAUUGAUUUGAUCGAUCUCAGUAGGUCGGUGCUAGAGGCGCUAAGUAAAGAUAAAAGGUUAAAAGAUUUUAUAGAUUUUGAAGAAAUACUAGGCAGUCCAAGGAACGAACACGCAAAACAUCGCGUUUUAAUAAUGAAAAGUUACAGUGACAAAGAAUUCUGGUGUCUAGAUUUAGAAAGGGAGAAAUGGUUCAUAGUUACCUCAAGGUCAUACGAUGAAGAAUGGUUUUGUCGGAAUAACGUAAUUUCUGGCUCGAGAAGCACAGUACUAUCAGAGAUUUAUUUCAUGGACAAGGUGUCAUCGAGUGUUCAAAUACUAGACUUAGAGAGGGAUACUUGCAAAACAUACAACUUUGUCAUAGCAGAUAGAAGGACUAAGGCCGUACAACUCUUCAGUAUGGUUGAAAACGUGUAUGUUGUUGAAGUUAUCGAAAAGAUGAAUGUUGACAGGUUGAACUACACUCUUUUUUCGCCAGAGGUAGACCUGAGCAGUCUUCUAAACUAUAUUUCUUGCCAAAGAACGAUGAAAAGUGGUGGUUGCUGCAAUAUUGAUAUGUCAACACUUUAUAUCGGCACCAUGGAUAAUGAGUGUAUUGAGAUGUCACGUAUACUGGGUUUCGAAGGAUUUGGGAUAUCACAAAUCUGCGCAAAUAAGGUCAAUUCUCGUACAAUUGUAGCAGUACUUUUCAAAACUAAGAAACAUGUUUCAGUCUUGGACAUCGACAACCGUAAAAUUGAAACAAAACAAAUUGAGACGGACGACAGCGAUAAACUCGAACGAUGUGAAGACGGGUUUGUAAUUUACAAUGGCGCUCGGUGUAUUUGUUUAACCAAUCUAGAACUGUCAACUCUUUCUACUAAGUAUGAUGUGAAAGAAAUCUUAUUUGAAAAUAAAGACGACUGUCGUCACAGUAAGUAUCUCUUUCGCGGCAAUAAUUGGUAUCGUUAUUACCAUGAGAUACCCCAAGAUCGCUACCAGUUUGAAACCGCUCUUCACAAUGACGUCAUUUCAAACAUGUCUUUUAAAAAGUUAGAAUGGAAACCGUUACCGCUUCCAGGACAGAUUUCGAAGCUCUUCAAUCAGCACAUGCACGAUCUCCUGUUUCAGAUCAGUCUUCCCAAAAGUAAGCUACUCUGCGACAUAGAAUGUCCUCAUUGCAAGUUCGCUGGAAGAGCAACGGGAAAUAGGGAAUCAACAUGGUCUUCCGACACAGAUGAUUUAUAUUAUGACGAUGGAUAUGACUACUACUUCGAUUCUGAUUGAAAAACAAACAAAGAAAUAACAGCAAAACAAAGACUUGUUUUAAAAGUCCGCUCGGAAAUCAUAUUGAAGGCAAACAGUUUUAUCUUUGACUUCUUGACUCUCAUGAUAAUUGACGUGUGAUGAUGGUUCUUUUACUGGUUGAUUAUUGCGGAUUCAGUUCUCGUAUUACCUGACUUAAAGUAAAACAAACUUAUUUUGGCAGUAGAUGAUUACUCUUCUUGCUAAAUAAAUGGCUACGACUUCACACUUGCAAAUAGAUACUUAAAUGAUAACCCAAAAUUGGUAAAUUAUGUCUCCCCCGUACAUAUUGUUUUGGCCUUCUCCGUCCGUCUGCCCGUCCGUAUUAAGCUUAGUCAAAUUUCUAGCCGGAUUUCGACGAAACUUCACAGGAAUGAUCAGUACCAAUCCUAGCUGUGCAUAUCGCCGGCACGUUCCCUUUCGCUACACAAAAAGGCCACAAGAGCUAAAAAUAAAAAAGUCAUGUCCGGCUUGCACAGGUCAAACUGCUGACUUGAUUGACGAAACUUCAUAAGAGUGAUCAGUACCAAGCCUAGUUGUGCAUAUCGCCGGCACGUUUGGCUUCGCUGCACAAAAUGGCCACCAGAGCUAAAAAUAGAAAAAUACUGUCCGGUUUUCACAAGUCAAACUGCCGGCCGGAUUUCGACGAAAUUUCAUAGGAGUGAUCAGAACCAAGCCUAGUUGUGCACAUCGCCGUCACGUUCUGCACCGCCGCACCAAAUGGCCGCAAAAACUAAAGAUAGAAAAAAUUGUGUCCAGCUUUCACAGGUCAAACUGCUGGACAGAUUUCGACGAAACUUAACAGGAGUGGUCAGUACUAAGCCCAGUUGUGCAUGUCGUCCACACGCUCCGCUUCGCUGCACAAAAUAGCCGCCAGAGCUAAAGGUAUACAUAUGGGGAUACAUAUGUUUUUAUGACAAAACACCAAGUUUAAUCAACUUAACGUACAGAGUGAACGGCUUAAAUCUAUCAAAACGCUGCUACAAUGGACGCUUAUCUAAAAAAUGGAAUGUUUGAAUUUGUGCAGAAGGCUUAAUGACCUUGAGAAUGUCCACUGGGCGAUUCACCGGAGUUCCCUGUUAGCGACUUUUUCAAGUUUCAGGUAACGUGUUAGACAAGUUUCAGUUUCGUUUUAUCUUUGAGGAAGUUAAAUCACAGAAGUAUUUUUUUAUAUUAUCCAGGGAUUUUCCGGUUAGAUUUAAUCAUCAGUUGUACAGUUGUACUUUGUUGUAGAUGAGGCGUCUACCCGACUGUUAGGUAAGACUGAGUGACCACUUAUUGUUACUUACUGUGGGUUCGAGUCCUUUCAGAAUUAGGUUUGUUUUCUUACACUAAUACGAGGAAGCCAUUAACUUAAGCGCCGAACUUGUGGAAUUUCAGUGGUUCCAUAACAUGUCCUUGCCUGAUAUAAUGUGCAGAGGAAGAAAUCUCGGUUCUUUGUCCGGGGCUUCAGCCACCACUACAGACAGUAAGUUAUCUUGAAUGUCUGUAUUGAAAAUAAAACGCAGUUUUUGUCUACAUUUUAUUGCAAAACGUUAUCGUACGUUAUUCUUUGACCACUUUUAUCUAAACAACAUACAGAAAUGUAUUUCAGUUUGCAUUUAUGAUAAUCCUAUUAUAUCGUCGCGACAGAUGUGGUAAAAUACCGUAAAUAUGAUAUAAAUACACGAAAACUCCAUGCUUAAACCUGCAGUUGGUGUUAAGGCAGUGCAUCGGUCGAGAGUUUUCUGCUACAAAAUGCUGUUUUACUCCGAUAGUAUUUUACAAAUAUACAUUUGUUUGUAGGAUAAGAAUGUUGAAGAUAACAAUAAAUCAAUCUAGUUAGUUUGUAGCCACUUUUUAUUUUUCUAAAUUUAUUUUAUGGCUCUUUUUCAUUUGCAUGUGCAAUUAUAAUAACUUUUCAUACACUGUAUGCAUUAUAUCAUAUUAAAAGAAGCAGGUGUUGAACUACGAGUUCUAACAAUACCAGUAAACGGUUCUCUCCAACAGUAUUUCACAAAGAUGUAUAGCAGUUAUUUAUUUUUUUUAUAGAAAACGUAUUAUUCUAAAACCAGAUACAAGACACUCUGAAAAUAUUUUAAGUGCAUAAGACAGACAGACAAAACAAAGCAAUGAAUAUUAAUGGAUAUUUUAAUUUCAGUCCCUAGCCUGGUCUUAGGGACAUAGACUUUACACUAAACAAAACGAUUAUGAACGAUUUAGAC
Molecule: messenger RNA, 4218 nt
Organism: Mercenaria mercenaria
Lineage: Eukaryota; Metazoa; Mollusca; Bivalvia; Venerida; Veneridae
Product: calicin-like
Exons: 3
Coding region: 641-1996 (451 amino acids)
Molecular function (GO): protein binding
Source: RefSeq, a predicted model, not a curated record